AUGAUUCUUUCACUUCUCCUCGUUUUGGCGACUGCCGUCUCCAGCACCCUUGCGGCUGCUGUAGCUGUGACUGUUCCCCACCCUGUCGUCAUUCGCGAAGCCUCUCUUGUCAAGGAUGAGGCCAUCGUCAUCCCCACACUUCUUCCUCGCGGCCCUACUGCCGUCGACAAGCGCGAUAACUGGCCCAACCACGGUUACACCAAGGUCGGCAAGGACGAUCGGGAGAUCAAGAUGAACGAGCCCGAGAAGGAGAUCUGGUGCUGGUGGCUCGACGACACCGACAAGAAGGAUAAGAAGGCUGGCAGCAAGUUCAAGGUCAAGAAGGGAUCCAUCUGCUAUUUCUACGAAUACCCUUGCGACCCAAGCAAGGGCAAGGCCUUCUACGCCAAGGGCAAUGACUCGGAAACCAACUAUCCCAGCGACAAGUACAUGGGAUUCGGUUGCGAGAAGAAAGACUAAAUCUGGAUGGCCGGUCACAAGGCGUUCU
Molecule: messenger RNA, 487 nt
Organism: Periconia digitata
Lineage: Eukaryota; Fungi; Ascomycota; Dothideomycetes; Pleosporales; Periconiaceae
Source: the annotation of a GenBank genome assembly